CGAAGCUGGCGGAGGGUGAGCCUGCCCUGUCCGUUUAAACCGAGAAGACACCCAUACCGACUCCUCAAUGCAAAAAAAAAAUAGAAAAGGGUGCCAAGAAACUGGGACGAGGGAACGUGGGUGUAAAUAGGCAGCGAACGCUCUUGGUCUCUCUCUCUCUCUCUCUCUCUCUCUCUCUCUCUCUCUCUCUCUCUCUCUCUCUCUCUCUCUCUCUCUCUCUCACUCUCUCCCUCUCUCUUUUUCUCCCUCUCUUCCCCUCAAUCUCUACACUCACUCUCGCACACUCGUGCUCCUCUAUUUGAUGAAAUCCAUGAACGACUUAUUGAGCACAGGACAUUAAAAUAAGGAACAAGCUUCCAUCGGGGGACCAGCAGCAGCAGCACCAGCUCACACCUCCUCCUCCAUCCCCUUUCGUCCACAGCUGCAUGUGUAUUCAGAUCAAUGUAAAUAUUGGUUUUGGUACAACGAGAGCGGAAUCGGCUCUGGCACGGCUACUCGGACCCACAUUUUGACUUCGAGACUUUCCAUCCAGCUUGUCCUCCCGCCUCCUCGUCCUCUUCUCCUUCUUCUUCUUCUUCUUCCUCUUCUUCUUCUUUUUGCGUCCACGACUGCUCCAUCCUGCUGCUGUACCAGCUCAACUCCCUGGCCGGUCCGAAGAUGGCAACUUUAACCAACGGACAGGUGGACGGCUCGCUGCACGGCGUGGGCAUGGUCUCCGUCAGCACCAACGGCCUGGUGAACGGAUUAAGCCACAGCCACAGCCCAGUGGGCUGCGCGGCCACCAUCCCCAUGAAGGACCACGAUGCCAUCAAGCUGUUCAUCGGGCAGAUCCCGCGGAACCUGGACGAGAAGGACCUGCGGCCUCUGUUCGAGGAGUUCGGCAAGAUCUACGAGCUCACGGUGCUCAAGGAUCGCUUCACGGGCAUGCACAAAGGCUGUGCCUUCCUCACCUACUGUGCCAGAGAGUCCGCCCUAAAAGCCCAAAAUGCUCUCCAUGAACAGAAGACUCUGCCAGGGAUGAACAGACCUAUCCAAGUGAAGCCAGCAGACAGUGAGAGUCGAGGAGAAGACAGAAAGCUAUUUGUGGGCAUGCUCAACAAGCAGCAGUCGGAGGACGAUGUGCGGCGUCUCUUCGAGGCCUUCGGCGGCAUCGAGGAGUGCACCAUCCUCAGAGGUCCUGAUGGAAACAGCAAAGGCUGUGCGUUCGUGAAAUACUCAUCCCACGCUGAAGCCCAGUCAGCCAUCAGCGCGCUACACGGCAGCCAGACCAUGCCCGUGAGUACAGGGGCCUCGUCCAGUCUGGUGGUGAAGUUCGCAGACACGGAUAAGGAACGCACCAUUCGCCGCAUGCAGCAGAUGGCCGGUCAGAUGGGCAUCUUCAACCCCAUGGCUCUGCAGUUCGGAGCGUAUGGAGCCUACGCCCAGGUGCAGCAGCAGGCGGCGUUGAUGGCGUCCGUGGGCCAGGGGGGCUACCUCAGCCCCAUGGCGGCGUUCGCGGCCGCCCAGAUGCAGCACAUGGCCACCAUCAACGGCAUCCCUGGGGGACCCAUGACCCCCACGUCAGGAGGUAGUACCCCGCCUGGUAUCAGUGCCCCCACAGUGACCAGCAUCCCCUCCCCUAUCAGUGUCAACGGCUUCACUGGACUGACACAGCAGCAGGCCAAUGGGCAGCCCCCUGCCGAGGCUGUCUUCACCAAUGGGAUUCACCCUUACCCUGUGCUGCAGGAGAUGGUCUUUAGGGAGGAGUCAGAGAAAAACGGCCUGGCCGUGGCUCCCAGGAGCUGUUUUGGUGUCCAGGGGGGCUGCUUCCUCUCCUCUCUCUCUGAAGCUCAGAGUCCCACUGCAGCUGAUCCUCUUCAGCAGGCUUACACAGGAGUCCAGCAGUAUGCAGCAGCCUAUCCCGCUGCAUACGGUCAGAUCAGCCAGGCCUUCCCCCAGCCAGCCCCCAUCAUCCCCCAGCAGCAGAGAGAAGGGCCGGAAGGCUGCAAUCUGUUCAUCUACCACCUUCCCCAGGAGUUUGGGGAUGGAGAGCUGAUGCAGAUGUUCCUUCCUUUCGGUAAUGUCAUCUCCUCCAAAGUGUUUGUGGAUCGGGCGACAAACCAAAGUAAAUGCUUUGGGUUUGUGAGCUUUGACAACCCAGGAAGUGCGCAGGCCGCCAUCCAGUCCAUGAACGGCUUCCAGAUCGGCAUGAAGAGACUCAAGGUGCAGCUGAAGCGGCCCAAGGACGCCAACCGCCCCUACUAGCCCCGCCCCCUUCCCUGCCCCCCCCCCCCCCCAGCAGUCCCCCCCCUUGCCCUGGUGGGCGGGUGAGGGAAGGGGGGAGAGGGGCAGAAACAUCACAGGUUAUGUAAAGCUGGACCACAUGUUUGACUACUUGCUAUCUGUCAUCGAGUGCAUUCUCGACCAAUGGACCACUGAGGCUGCUUCAGAAAAAGGAGAGCGAGAGAGAGAGCGACUACCAAGUGAAGGACAAAGAACGCUGGAUGUAUCGAAACCUUUGGAACUAAGAAAGACUUUGUAUUUGUACCAGCCUGGCCCAACCUAGGACGCCCUCGCCCCUUCGCCCUGCACACCCAUACACACCUCUCUCCUUACUGUUCCCAACUUGACUGAAACACACCCUUUUUUCUGGACCAGGAAGGUUGACGUUUAGUCAAAUCGCAAAGAUGAAGAUGAAGAGAAAAAAAGUAAUUCAGAAACCCCUCAAAAACGACCAACUGACCACUGAACUAUUUACGGAAAUAAGGACAUCAAGUCCAACCUGAACAAAAACAAACUCUUGAAAAAACAUAAAAACAAAAAAAAUGAUUGAAAAAAGAUCUGUGGAUUGCCCUCGGAGAUCUUUCUUUACGGUGGGUCAAACAUGAGGCAAUUUGCUUUUCAAGACCAAUUUUUUUUCCAGACUUUGAAAUGCGAAAAGGACACAUUUUUGAAGAGAGAGAACUUAAGGGAAUGUGAUAUUUUCAGGACACAAAUUGGCUUCAAUUUGGGAUGGCCAUGUUUAGCUCAGAGUGCCUGUCCGUUUCCAGGGGAUACUGUUGCCAAGGAGAGCUAUAGCAACGGUCUCCAGGGAGUCUUACCUGUCAUUCCUUAGUUGUUUUAGGGACCAAAAGACCAAACAUUUUUAUUGCUGAGGACUUGUAGCUCUAAUAUACUCGGACCAGUGCAUCUCUUUCAAUCAGUGUUACCUGGCUAAGGAGUUGCCUAUAAAAGACAUGUACAUUUCGAAUAUAUAUAUAUAUACGACAUAUGUAUAUGUACAUAUAUAUUGCUGAUAUGCUUUUUGAAUACAGGCAAAACUAUUUCAGAUGACCAAAUGGGGUCGCUCACUUCGCUAGUUUACAAUUACUUCAAAGAAAGUUUUGAUUUCUUUUUCUUUUCUCUCCUCAUUUCUUUUUGUCUGGGGUGGGAUGGAGAGUGCAUGGGGAGGGGCUGCUCACAUAUCACAGCCUUACCUUUUAUAUCUUGACAUCCUAACCUCAUAGUUAUGAUAAGGAACAUCCGAUACCUUUGAGAUAUAUGAACUUGUUUAUAUUUGCAGUACAUAUAUAUACCAAGCAUUCAAGCAAACGUAUUCAUAUAUAUACAGUAUAUAUGGAUAAAUAGAUAUUAAUCAAAAACAAAUAUAUGUAUUUAUAUGCACAUAUUUUAUAUAUGUGUGUGUCUGUAUAUAGGACGGCUACUGACGAUGUUGCUGUAAUUUUUUUGUAGAGUUUAGCUGGAGUUAGAUACAUUGCUCUGCUUGGGAAGAAUCGCAAAUCUGGCAGCUCCCAAAACUGCAGCCAUUCCUAUCUCUGAUUACCUAUAUGCUGACACAUCAGAUAUUGCUGAAAUAUAGAUGUGCUCUGUGUAAAUAUACACACAUGGUGUAAAUAGUAUCUGAAAAAUGCAAAAAGCCACAUUUCAGUAGCAGGCUUUAAGAGAAUCAGGCUAAAUAACUUUGGACGACAAGGACAAUUAUCUUCGACUCUAUUCCAAACAUAUCUUUUGAGCUUCACACGUGUAUGAGCACCUGUGCACGUAAACACACACACACACAUACAAACACACACACACACAACAAUGCAACAACAUUACAUUAACACACACAGAGACAAACGCAACCAACAACACAAACACACACACACACACACACACACACACAAUCACACACACGAACACCAUCGCACAUACCGUACAACACAACGUGCACACAUCUCUUUGAAAACUUGAACCAAAAUGAAUGAGUCUCACGCCCCCCCCUCCCCCCUCACUGCUCUCUUUCUGCGUUCAGAUAAGUGCAUGUAGCAAACGGGCUGCCACCACGUCCAGGUUGCCUUGCCACCUGCAGUAUUCGCCAUCCAGCACUGUGCUCUCAAGCCGAACCCAAACCGAACUCCAAGCAGCCAACACGCUAUUAUGAUGUCAAAACCCCUACAGCAAGACCCAUGUCAUUUCUUAACCGUCUUUUUGGAGAGCUUCACAGUGCAUGCAAGUCUUUUUAUUUGAACAGACUUUUACACACAACAAACACACACACACACACACACACACACACACGCACACAAAAGAAUACCUGACUCGGUUCAUUGGUGUCUCUGGAUAAGAAGGGAAAAAAAUAAUCAGCAUCUAGUAUUAAUGUUAAGUCAUCGGGAUACACAUGGAGGAAUUGAUCUGGGCAUUAAGGUAACCUGAUUGGACACCUUGGGGGACGACUGAACCAGGUGGAGAGCACCUGCUGCAACCUACCUGUCUGUCUGCGGCUAGCGUUUGCGAUCAGGGGGCCCGUAAGGUGGCACGCUCUGGGGGUAGGGAGAGGUCACCGAGUUGGUCCUCCGGAUGUGGAGGCUGCCUGCGCUGAGGGGCACAGACGAUGUCAGCAUGGUUCUGAUCAGUGCAUCGCUCAUCUUCACCUCACACUCCUCACCUGUGCUUCAUUCUGGUUGGAAAAAAACAUUUGAAGGGAGUUAAGGCUGAAUUCAAAGAGUGGCUUUUCUAACAUCUUGCAGUUAAUGUAUGGAUCUAUAACGCUUAACAUUAGAGUUUUGGGAUACCUUUCGUUUUGUAAUAUUACCUUACCCAUUGGUUCAUAGGAUCUUCAAUCUUACAAAUUUAUGAAAAUGAAGCAAUAAGCAUAUCAAAAUCAUACGUGCUAUAUGAUGCCAGCCGGUGUUAUAUUGAUUCUGCGCAGAGUUUCUCAUAUUAUUGUAAAUGGCAUGAACACUUUCUAUAUACCUGUAAAAGGUCAGGGGAGUUGGUUUUAUUGGCCUCUGUACUCGACACAGAUAGGGAUGGUCGAGAUUGCCUUAUUAAUAUUUAUAAGGUGGUAUGACACCAUGCUUCUGCUGGCCGCCAUUCCAAAUCUAACUGUUAACUGCUUAUUGUUCCAUUUCCCUAGCGUCUAUGGAUAACCUUUCUCAAGCAGAUUGAAUACCGUUAACAUUUACCUUCCUAAAUCAACAAGGCCCAUACACGCCGUAGCCCGCAAGAAAAAAAGAAAAAAGAAAAAAAGAACAUCUCGUUAUGUAGGCCAACGCUACGCCAUGACAUUCUAAGGGGAAAGCCAGUACCUAGCUUGAAGGAGUGCUUUAACUUUUGUUGAAGAGGAAAGCAGACGAGGAAGGUUGAGGAGAAGAAACAUCCCCACACAAACCAAUUCAUUUCAAGGUGAUUUCGCUCCAGCUUGAAGCAGGCAUUUCAUUAAAGCCAUCGGCGGGGUAAUGUGAGAGAUUGCUCAAUUAAAAAAAUGAAUAGCAUCAUCUUCUGGCAACAACUCUACCCAUGAAACAUGACACGAUAAAAUGUCCUUAGAUCUGUGCUAGCUCCACUGUGCCAUUUCAUUUCCUUGACUCUGUUGGCAGGAAUAGGCAAUCCCACGCCAGACUCAUCGAUGACAAGGAUUUGGUUCAAAAAAAUAUUAAAGUUUGUACAGUAUCUACUAUGAAUAAUUGCCUCAAUAAGGCAUUUUCCAGCAUAUAUUUCUGUGCCAGGAACAUUUUAACGUCCGUCAUAAUGUGGGCAAUUUUGCCGGUUCAAUGUUAACUGAGUGGAGGGAGGGGAAGCAAAAAGGACAAAGGCCAGUCGAAUGCUCAUCUUCACCUGCUCCGAUUUUCAGCUGCAACUGUUUACAUUAGAAGUGUGGGGAAAAAGAGGAAAAAAAAUACAAAAAAAUGGUUCAAAAGAACAAGAAACGGUGCAAACGUUUGAAUAUAAAUAUAUAUAUAAAUAUAUAGAUAAACCGAUGAAUAUAGUGUACAUUUUUUUUGGGUUGCUCUGUUUUCCUCCUGUACAUAGGUUUGCAUAUUUUAUAGGACUUUUACUGCUAUCUACAAGGACUGGAUUGAAAAUGAUACUUUAAAUACUAAACCAACAAAAAAAAUAUAUGAAUGAAAACAUGAUAAUAUUCGUUGAAAACCAGGUACAAGGAAGAAGUCUCUAGGAUAUGGUACAAUUAUGGGACCUGAGCAAGGCAUUUAUCCAGGACACCGUCAGGGAGCGCACUGACCUCAGUUAGAGCUUAGACAUGCAUUGAACUUUCUCUUUUUUUAUAUAUAUAUAUACAAUUAUUUGGAAGUGUUCUAUUAAUUUGUUUAAAUAUUUAUUUACGACUCAUGUGCGAUAUCAUAUGCAUGCUUACAUGGCAUUAUUUUUCUAUGAGUUGGUACGUGACCAAAUAGUUUUUAUACGACAUGCGACAGCCAGCAUCGUUGUCUAUAAUGAUGAUCAUUGUUCCUGUGCGCAAAGGCCUUCAGCACGUCUUUCAUGGAGAAUAAUGCUCCAAUUGACCAAGUGAUGUCAAAGACAAGAUUUUUAUUGCUUUCCAUUAAUUUAUUUGUUUUGUUUAUUUAUUGAUUUGUGCCAUUUGACUAAAGACCAGAGCUCUGUUACUGCCAUAUAUUAUGGUUUUAACUGCUAUUUAUUAUUACUGUAGUUUAUUUUAAUUAUUUCCUUUUUUUCAUAGGGUUGUAUUUGACACCUGUAGAAUUUGGCGACUCCUAUCCAAAAGUCAGCCACUUGAAGGUUUAAUACAAUAGGGUAUUGCUGUUACACUAUUGCAAUCAAUUACUGUAACUCUAAACACUGUAAAUUACAUUUUUUUGUUGUAUUUCUAACAUUCUACUAGCCAAUUCACUUUGCUAAAAGAUUGUACAAAACAACCUGUUUAGACAUCAUGUGCAAGUUUUAUCAAUGAAACAUUCCAUAACAUGCUGAUUAAUCAAUCAGGUAUGUAUUAAUAACAUAGUAUUCUAAGUUCACAUCGGUACUCAUGGUAUUAAAUACCAGAUUAAAUGCUAAAUCAAUGUUUGACUGCUUGCAUGAACCACUUCGGUUAGUGGAGUUUCCUUUCUUCUGUCUUUUUUACUUGUGCUGCUUCCCUCCUGUUUGACAGAGCUCUGAUCUUCAACUGUUGUCUUCAAAUCAACAGCAUUAAUUCAAUGAAAUCUGCACUAUUUCAUCAACAAUCUGUUUAUGGACAUCUCUCAACGCUGUUAUCGAUGAUUUUGUUUCGGAGACAUCACUAGUAUUACUCCUCGAAUUACAUUUUGCAACAACGAUGGUUUCAACAACAAACGUAUUCUGGAACUCUCUUCCCGAUUUCAGCACACGUGGAGAGUGGGUAGGGGGGCGGGGGACUGAAUGUUGCAUAAUAGAGCUUUGCCCCCCGCUCCUGUUGAGCUAAGCUUCUAAUUGGGCAGUUUGCUUUAGGCUUUCACCCCCUCUCUCUCUCUCUCCAGACCGCACCACUCUCUGGUACCCUGGACUCUUUUUGUAAUUUUAAAUGAAUGACGCGUCUCAGCUUAGCCCAAUAAUAAAGCACAGUCUAGAGUAAAAACAACAAAAGAUA
Messenger RNA from Gadus morhua (Atlantic cod), 7825 nucleotides. RefSeq names its product CUGBP, Elav-like family member 4 (gene celf4). NCBI's taxonomy places the organism in Eukaryota, Metazoa, Chordata, Actinopteri, Gadiformes, Gadidae. Gene Ontology annotation, molecular function: RNA binding. Bases 658 to 2244 code for a protein of 528 amino acids. The record is from RefSeq and is a predicted model, not a curated record. The transcript is spliced from 14 exons.